Messenger RNA from Alnus glutinosa, 862 nucleotides. Its product is annotated as probable NADH dehydrogenase [ubiquinone] 1 alpha subcomplex subunit 5, mitochondrial. Gene Ontology annotation, biological process: respiratory electron transport chain. NCBI's taxonomy places the organism in Eukaryota, Viridiplantae, Streptophyta, Magnoliopsida, Fagales, Betulaceae. The transcript has 2 exons. The record is from RefSeq and is a predicted model, not a curated record. Bases 152 to 649 code for a protein of 165 amino acids.
CAAAACACAACACCCAGUACUGUACUCACUCGUACCAAAUCCAACCGAACGCGACCCAAACACCUCCACACCCACCGGCCCAUUUCUCUCGAACCCAACAAAAAACCCUGUCACCGGUACUGGGCUCAGUCGUAUCAAGGCCGAGGAGACGAUGUUCCUGCGGGCGAUCGCACGGCCACUCUUGGCGAGGGUGAAAGAGACGACGGGGAUCGUGGGGCUGGAUGUGGUGCCGAACGCGCGGGAGGUGCUGAUCGGGCUGUACACGAAGACGCUGAAGGAGAUCCAGGCGGUGCCGGAGGACGAGGGCUACCGGAAGGCCGUGGAGAGCUUCACCACGCAGAGGCUCAAGGUGUGCCAGGAGGAGCAGGACUGGGAGGACAUCGAGAAGCGCCUCGGCUGUGGCCAGGUCGAGGAGCUCAUCGAGGAGGCUCGCGACGAGCUCACUCUCAUCGGCAAAAUGAUCGAGUGGGAUCCAUGGGGUGUUCCUGACGACUAUGAAUGCGAGGUCAUCGAGAAUGAUGCCCCAGUUCCUAAGCAUGUCCCUCUGCACCGACCUGGUCCUCUUCCAGAGGAGUUCUACAAGACGCUGGAGGCUGCUACUUCAAGCCCCAAAAAGGAAGUGGCUGCUGGCACCUCCAGUGAGCCUUAGUAAAAGGAGUAUUAUGCUGCUGGCAUCUGCUUUGGGAAAGUUUGGAUUCCAGAGCUGAAUCUGUCUUUUUCUUCAUAUUCUCAUGAUUUUGUUCUCGUAUAGUGGGACUGUUUGCUAGACUGAAUAGAGUUUAAUUUAUGGGACAAGACAAAGGCUUGUAUCUUAAUAAUCUCUGCUUGAACUUUAGUACAAGAGCAUGUGUUAUUUCUUUUA